Mya arenaria is the source of this 1559-nucleotide messenger RNA. RefSeq lists its product as uncharacterized. Lineage: Eukaryota; Metazoa; Mollusca; Bivalvia; Myida; Myidae. Bases 81 to 1442 code for a protein of 453 amino acids. The record is from RefSeq and is a predicted model, not a curated record. The transcript is spliced from 6 exons.
GGUGGAUACAUGCUAUUACGAAAUUUGCCGAGGAGGUGAAUACAGGCUAUAACGGAGUUUGCCGAGUGGACAAAACAAACAUGGGCGAUGAGCUGGCUCUUGAGAGACGAGUUGUUAGAUCAGAGUUGAACGAGUUGUCAACUUUGUUGAACAAAGCUGGGGAUGAGUGUUUUAUUGUAACUGCCUGUGUUUAUGACGAAACACCACAUCUGCUCGGCUCGAUCAAGGGAACUGACUUUGUAGAGAGCAAAUCCCUUAUUGUCAAAACGGAAUUUCUGCAAUACUUAAAAAACCAGGUGUCAUCAGAAGUCGUCAGUAGGCCAGACGUUAUUGACGAUCCAUGCAGUGAGAGAAAAGUGGUCAGGUCUCUUAUGAUACAUUUGGCGGGUAAAUUACACGCCAACGGGGAGGAGUGUUUUAUUGUGACUGCAAAGAAUCCAAACGUUCUUGGCUCCGACAAGGGGAAAGCUUACUUCUGCGAGAAUUUCAAGUUUUGUCAGAAAGCAUUCUCUCGCCACAUUGAUGAAAGCAACCUUGAUGCCAGUAAAGUCGGGGGAAAACACGUCGAAAUGAGCACACCUAACGUGUCGUUUGCUCAACAUUCCAGACCUACUGAUGGAAACAGAUCAAGUCAAUCCGUGGUACCAGUGAAAGUUAAAAAUGUUUCGGAUAAUGUGAAAGUGAACACUAAAAGGACCAAUAUAGAUGACCAAAUUAAGGAAUCGCCUUCGCUCCUUCUUGGAAAAGCUAUAUCAAACGAGGGGACUCCAAGAAAGGCAAAUUUCGAUCAUCCUGUCGUACCUAUAACACCCGCCUUUUAUGAUAAUGAUAAUGACCGUUGGUCGAGUUCAGAUGACGAGUUUCAAGAAGUGUCGGAAAAUGAUUUACCCGACAUGAAUGCCUUUAUCGGAAGGACUCCGAUAAAACUAGAUCAAGACGCCACGCGGUCAGUACAGUCACCUCCAAAAUUAUGGUCAGCUUUGCAAAAGAGAAAGGAAGCGUGUCAAGAGCUGGAAUCGCCAAACCAAAAUAAACAGAAUGAAGAUAAUGGAAUACGGUCAAACAUAAGCGCUGGAGAAAACGAGAGGGCGACGAAGACAAUUGCAGGGACAUCUGAUGAGUGUAAACAGGGAACUUAUUCAAACACAUUAGAAAUACAAAUAUUUACAUGCGUUGUAAAAGGAUGUUCGAAAGAAUUUACCACCCGUUGGCCGUUAUUACAUCAUUAUCAAAGUCAUACUGAUAGGAAACUAAUCACAUGCAGAGAGUGCGAUGAACAAUUUAAAAGCAGCACCAGCGCAAACAAACAUUGUCAAAGAGCCCAUUAUGAUAUUGAAAACCUGAAACCUCAAUAUCCAACCCGACGGCAACUUGAAGAUCUCGAAAGGGAGAUUAUGGCGAAAAACACUGAUGGCAUCUUCAAUUCGGAGACUAAAAAUUGAUACAGUUGUUUUUAUAUAUUAUACAUGUGGUAUUUUUGUUUUGGGAGUUUUGCGCUGUUGUUCAAUGUUCCUGGUUUGUGAUUGUUUGUUGUUAUACAAUAAACUCAAUAAACUCUU